This is a messenger RNA of Nymphaea colorata (pocket water lily), 1273 nucleotides long. RefSeq lists its product as uncharacterized. Bases 100 to 1131 code for a protein of 343 amino acids. NCBI's taxonomy places the organism in Eukaryota, Viridiplantae, Streptophyta, Magnoliopsida, Nymphaeales, Nymphaeaceae. The transcript is spliced from 2 exons. The record is from RefSeq and is a predicted model, not a curated record.
GCUAUAUAAUGGAGUGUUGGGAGACACAGGGAUCUAUGGUGAGAGGUUUUUGAGCUCUAAGUUGGUAGCAGAAAAGGGAGACAGAGGGAGGUAUUCAUUAUGAGAGCUUCUUCUCCAAUGCUGCCGCUGCUGCUGCUUUUCUUGUUGUCGGUGGCAGCAGAGUUGGGAAGUGCCACUUAUUAUACGGGCCGGCAGAAGCUCACCUGCUGGAGCAGGAGAAGCAGAUGCUUCUUGAGAACCAUAAGGUGUCCGGCAGAGUGCCCGCUGACCAAACCAUCAGAUCCCAAGGCCAAAGCUUGCUACUUGGAUUGCAAUUCACCAAAAUGUGAAGCUAUGUGCAGAAAUCGGAAAGCUGACUGCCAUGGAACCGGAGCCGCCUGCUAUGAUCCACGAUUUGUAGGAGGAGAUGGAGUCGUCUUCUUCUUCCAUGGCAAGGCAAAUGAACAUUUCAGCCUUGUUUCUGACACCAACCUCCAGAUCAAUGCUCGGUUCAUCGGUCUAAGGCCACAGGGGAGAACAAGGGACUUCACAUGGAUUCAAGCACUAGGAUUCAUGUACGGUUCCCAUACCUUCAGUCUUGGAGCAAAGAAGGCCAUGAAAUGGGACAACAGCAUUGACCAGCUUGAGUUUUUCUAUGAUGGGCAGCCCAUAUUUCUAUCUGAAGGCCACCUCUCAGAGUGGAGCUCUCCUGAUCAUGACUUGAAAUUGGAGAGAACUGCUCGGACCAACAGCAUUAUAGUAAAGUUGCCGGAAAUUGCAGAGGUUUCUGUAAAUGUAGUGCCUGUAACUAAGGAAGAUGACCGGAUUCACAAAUACCAGAUUCCUGCCGAUGACUGCUUUGCUCAUCUUGAAGUUCAGUUCAGAUUCUACGGCCUUUCACCGCAAGUGGAAGGUGUCAUUGGCAAGACCUACCAACCGGACUUCCAAAGCCCAGUGAAGAAAGGAGUAGCCAUGCCAAUCAUGGGGGGUGAGGACAAAUACAGGACGCCUUCCCUCCUUUCACCAAACUGCAAAUUCUGCAAGUUUAAACCCGAAACCAAAGAUGUAGACCACGCCUUCAUGGCCUACCCUUCUACCAUAGACUGCGCAACAAAGCUUGGCAAUGGUGCGGGAAUGGUUUGCCGAAAAUGAAGCACCUCUCACAGAAAUCAAACAGCGAACCAUAAGUUCGUCUUCUCAAGUGUGCUACUUUAUCUUUAAUUUUUCAUGUCAAUCCCAUCGCGGACAUAAGUAUUCAUCUGUGAAACUUGUUCGUGAUACAAUAUUCUGAAUA